Messenger RNA from Fraxinus pennsylvanica, 345 nucleotides. NCBI's taxonomy places the organism in Eukaryota, Viridiplantae, Streptophyta, Magnoliopsida, Lamiales, Oleaceae. The record is from the annotation of a GenBank genome assembly.
AUGCAGGGUUCUCCGUUCCACCCCGGUAAUUCUCCUGGGCAGUCUUUGCAGGGAAUGCAGGCAAUGGGAAUGAUGGGCCCCCUCAAUUUAUGUUCUCAACUUAGAACAAAUGGGACGCUUACUUGUGCUCAGCAAAGGAUUAACCCUGGGCAAUUGAGGCAGCAACUAGCACAGGAGAAGACAGUAUAUUCAGAUUUUGUUGUACUAUCAGUCAUUGAUCCUUUAUUGCUGGAAACUUUAGUACCUGAGAUUCGCUUCAUCAUCAGUGAUGGGUAUUAUUUGCAAGCAAAGUAUCUCAUUAAUGCUCAGUUUGUUUCCAUGGAAAAUGGUGGGAAGAAGAUAUGA